UGUUGAUAAAAUGGAAGUCGUAGUGUAUGAGGCAGAAAUUAUGGAGGAUAGAGGAGAUAUUGUUUUAGAUGAGUCUGUCACAACACUUCAACCUUCAAUGGACGAAGAUGUCUUAAAGAGUAGAGUGGAUGUGGUGGAAAAUGGAGAAGAAAUUGUGUUAAAGGAAUCUGUGGAUAAACCAUUGGACGAAGCUGCAUCUCCAUCGGUCCAAUUUACUAAAAAGGGAACUAUACGAAUUCGCAGAAGUAAUUCUUUAAGUGUCAAAGAAAGAAAAGAACGUAAGAUGCAACUAUAUAAAGCAAAGUAUGCACUAACGCCAAUUGUUGAUUGUUGCAAAAAAAAAUGCAUUAGCAAAAUAAAUGAGGGACGACGUAUUGAAAUUAACGCCCAAUAUUUAAAAUUAGGCUGGAAGGAGAGGAAGACAUUUAUCCUCAAUACAUGUGAUCGCAUGCCUGUAAAGAGGAAAAGUGUUGAAGAUGGUGCACGAAAAAACACCUGGAAAUACUUCUUCAGUAAUAAAGACUCAAUCAAGCAGUCCGUGUGCAAGAAGUUUUUCCUAACAACACUAGGAUACAAACCAAAUAAUGACCGUGCAGUAUUUGAGGUCCUUAACAAAACUCCAACUGCCGCAAUAGCCCCAUUAGCUGAUGGACGUGGCAAACAUGUUUCGGAUAGGAAGUAUAAACAUGACGAUUUAAUAGAUGCGCACAUCGAAUCAUUUGAACCAACUGUAUCUCAUUACAGGAGGGAACAUGCUCCUAUUAGAAGAUAUUUGCCAAGUGAUGUGACCAUCACCAUGAUGCACAAUGAUUUUACACACAAAUACCCAGAACAACAAAUAUCAUACGAAUAUUAUAGGUUAGCUAUAAAGAAAAAAAAUAUUUCAUUUGCAACUUUGGGCCAUGAAGAGUGUGAAUUUUGUGAAAAAUUUUGUUUACACGGUCACGAUGCAGAUAAUUUAAAUAAUGAUUGUGAUGAUUGCCAACAAUAUAUUAAUCACAAGAUAAGAUAUGAAGAAGCAAGAGAAUUAUACAAAAAGGAUGCGGAGCUCAAUGAUGGCAGCAUUUUCUCUGUAGAUUUACAGAAAGUCAUCAUGCUGCCACGUUUGGAUGCAUUUAAAAAAGUUAUAUUUACAAAGAGGAUAGUGGCUUACCACGAGAGUUUCGUUCCUCUUGGGAAGAAAGCACAUGGUGUUCCCAUGGCAUGUAUAUGGCAUGAAGGUGUAACUGGGAGGAACAAGGAGGACAUUGUUAGUACAUUUUAUGCUUUUUUUUUGAGGCAGAGGGACUCGAAAAAGAUUACACUUUGGCUCGACAAUUGUUCGAGCCAAAAUAAAAAUUGGUGCCUUCUGUCUUUUUUAGUAUAUAUUGUAAAUAGUGAUGAAGUAGAUAUGGAUGAAAUACAACUAUAAUACUUUGAGCCAGGACAUACAUAUAUGAGUGCCGACAGUUUUCAUCAUCAGGUGGAGCUCUCCAUGAAGAAACAAAAAGUUUACGAUUUUCCUGAUUUUUCCAAAGCUGUACAGAAUGCUAAUAAAGGGAAGGUGGAUGUGAAAGAAAUGACAUUUUCAGAUAUAUACAUGUGGAAAGAUAACAAAUCCCAACAGAAGUUAAAGAAAUCUUCUGAAAAAAUAUAUCUGAAGAACAUUGUAGCAGUGAGAACACGCAGAGGUAAAUUUACAAUGGAAUACAAAACUUCUCAUACGGAGGAGUUUACAAAACAAUUAGACUUCCUCUGUAAGAAAUCAUCAACAAAGAAAAUAUCAAAACCUCCACAGUUGGACAAGCCUCGUGGGGUGGCUCAAGACAAAAUCGAUGAUAUUUUGUCGAAUUUAUCGAGUUUAAUGCCAGCCAGCAGGAGAAUUUUCU
Molecule: messenger RNA, 1868 nt
Organism: Hydra vulgaris (swiftwater hydra)
Lineage: Eukaryota; Metazoa; Cnidaria; Hydrozoa; Anthoathecata; Hydridae
Source: RefSeq, a predicted model, not a curated record